AUGUUCGCACAACGCAGUUUACCUUUUCAUAGGAUACACAUUGCGCUUUCAUUAGCUGGCGCCGGUAUAAUAAGCGGUAUAUGUGACACUCGUUUAUUUCUACCUGUGGGUCUUGAAGCCUUACACACCGCCAGUAGGCGUAUUAUUUUUCCAAGUGACAGAGAAUAUAGAGUAUAUGGUACGCCAUCGAAGCGUUACACAGGUGUUCAAAGGUUCACAUCAAACGCGGAAGGUUUCCUAUUCACAAAUCGCACGUGCGAAAAGAAGUCACGUGCUGCGGUGCCUGUGUCUCUUGCUCAAUCCAGAGAUGCGAUGACGGUUGUUGGUAGCGUACCUGGAUGGGCUCAUGAUGCCUUCAAAGUAGAACACCACGCUUACGAAAAGAUUAGACAAGCAUUUAUCCCAGAAUUGGGCUUGGCCGCCGUUAUAUACAAGCAUAAAAUAACGGGAAUUUCAAUUAUUUCUUUAGCAACCGAUGCAGCGAGCGGUAAGGAGAUUUGUUUUGAUAUAAUUAUACCAACGCCUCCGUCAAACGAUUGUGGAUGCCCGCAUAUAUUGGAACACGCAGUAUUGGAAGGUUCAAAGAAAUACCCUAGUAAGGGUGGAUUCUCAAUCCUUCUCCAGGGGGGCUUCCAGAGUUUUGUUAAUGCGUUCACAUACAAGGACCGAACAUCGUAUCUGUUCGCAUCUACCAAUGAGAAAGACUUCUACAUUACGGCAGACUUCUACAUGAGCGCUGUUUUCCAGCCGAACGUAAGGCAUGAUCCGAGAAUUUUCCGGCAGGAGGCAUGGCAUUACAAAGUUUCGAAACAUGACCCAUUGUCACAUUGUGAAGAAGACCAUGGCAUAAUAUUACAUGACAGGCAUAUAAGUUAUGGAGGUAUAGUAUAUAGUGAAAUGAAAAAAGCGUACUCCGACCCACUUUCUAGGGCACAGGAUUACAUUUAUCAAGGCCUCCACACAAACAGCUACAGAUUCGAUUCCGGUGGCGAUCCCGAACACAUAGUAAGGCUAAACCACAAGGAAUUGGUGGAUUUCUAUGUCACGUAUUAUGGGCCCAAAACAGCAAAUAUUUAUUUUUAUGGUCCUGAUGAUGUCCUCAAGAGGUUAAACUUUGUGGAUAAUUUCUUAAAGGAAAACAGCAUAAUAUCUACCCCCGAUUUGCACAAGGCAACCCUAGAUACAGCUAAUAGUAACCUACAUCCAGAGGUUUACAGAGAAUUGGAUGGGGUCAUUCAUGGCACAUUUGGAGCGACCGGGUGCGAGGGAGAAGAUUUACUCCUAACGGGCUGGUUGCUGGACCCUCAGGACAACACAAAUGCAAGCGUCAUAAACAAAGGAAGAUUCAAUAUAGACUUAGUUGAUGCUUUGGGCAUGGAAGUAUUGGAACAUUUACUAGUGGGAACAUCGGAGAGCCUGCUGUACAAAUCACUAAUAAAAUCUGGAUUGGGUAAUAAAGUUGUUGGAUCUGGAUUGACAAAUUAUUUUAAGCAAUCUAGCUUUGUAAUAGGUUUGGCAGGGGUGAAUUGCAGCAAGUACAAUUCAAAGGAAGAUGCCAGGUUGACAUUUGAGGAAGUUGUAAUGUCCACAUUCAAAAAGAUCGUAAACGAUGGAAUAAAGAAGGAGGCCUUAAAUGCAUCUUUGAACUAUAUUGAAUUUCAAAUGAGGGAGCUAAAUACCGGUUCAUUUCCCAAAGGGCUAAUGCUAGUUAAUCUUAUACAAUCGCAGUCACAAUACGGCAAGGACCCCUUUGCACCUCUUUUCUUUGACGGUUUAAUAAACCAACUUAAAGAUAGAUUGAUUGAAGACCCUGGGUAUUUUCAACAAUUAGUUGAAAAACACCUUUUACAGAACAAGCACAAAGUUACAGUUCACAUGGAAGCAAUUAAUCCGAGCGAAUUCGAAAAGCUUUCUAAUGAAUCAAUAAGGGGAUCGUUGAUGAAGGCUUUAGGCAGUUUGAGUAGAAAAGAAGUGGAUCAUAUGGAGAGUGAGUAUAUCCGAUUCAAAAGUGAUUGUGAAGAGUCGGAAGAUCCUAAAAGUCUUGACAACCUCCCAACCUUAUCGUUAAAAGAUAUUGACAGAGAAAAUGAGCUAAUACCUACUAUUUACUAUAUAUUGGGUAGGCCGCAAACAUAUGACGAGAAACCUCAAAUGGCAUCGGGCGACAUUCUGUUAUUAUGCCACCCCAUAGAAUCUCAGGGAAUCAUAUAUUUAGACCUUGCCAUAUCUUUGGAGGAUUUAACUCUGGAUGAAAUUCGGUAUAUGGAUAUAUUCUGUAGCAUGUUGAAGGAAGCUGGGACAUACGAAAUUUCAUCGGAAGAUCUGAGUUAUCGCAUAUCAGCUAAUUUGGGGGGGUUUGCAGCCACAUUUUCCUUUAUGUCACCCGCCAAUGGAAGGAAACACAGUAAAAGAAAGGAUGCUUUGGGCUAUCUAUACAUAAGAUCUAAGGCUUUGAAAGGUAAGGAGAACGACAUGGUUGAUAUUAUUGUUGAUGUUCUUAAGGCUAGCAACUUCGGUAAUAUGAAAAAAGGAUUAGAAAUAAUGAGACGCAAGAUUAAUCAAAUGGAGAAUGAUUUAAUAUCUGAGGGACAUAAGUAUGCCUCUAGGAGGCUUAUGAGGGGGUUUUCCGUCACGGAUCAUGCUGCUGAAAUAUCAAGUGGAUACGAAUAUCUGCAAACACUGAAGAACGAAAUUCACCCAACUGCUGAAAAAGAUUGGUCCAGCGUAGCAUCUAAAUUAGAAAAUAUUAGGUCAAAACUGCUGCAUUCGAAGAACGUAAUAGCGAACGUAACAUCCAGUGCCGAUAUUAGCAAACGGUGGUUAGAACAAGAUAGUGGGAAUUUAUCACGCCAGCUGACAAGCACAUUCGUGUCUUCACACGUGUCACCUCAGAAAAAUUGGGUUGAGGAAAUUAUAGAAAAUGAGGGUGAUUACAGCCGGAAUGAGGUUAUUGUGGCACCUACAAAAGUGAACUUUGUAGGUAUGGGAGGGCCGUUGUUUAAUGAAGAGCCCACCAACGGAGCCGAUGAUUUGGUGUUGCACUACUUAACUUCAUCUUAUCUGUGGAGGCAAGUGAGAGUGUCUCUGGGCGCAUAUGGCGUAUUUUGUAAUCUAUCGCCAUGCGGUGAUAUCGUAUUCAUGUCGUAUGCUGAUCCUAACUUCAACGAAACGCUACAAGUCUUUAGAAACGUGCCAAAUGCUAUUGCAGAGGCAUUAGAAACGCUAGGAGAUAAAGCCUUAUUACGUCAAAAAAUAGGGAAGAUCAGUAGCAUCGACAAACCAUUGUCUGCAGAUAGCAGGGGAUUUCUGGCGUUGAAUCGCAUAAUAAGGGGGGAAACGGACGCCGAUAGACAGCUAUAUCGAGAAGAAAUUUUAGACGCAACUGUGGAGUGCUUCACGAGAUUAUGCAGUAAGAUGAGGAGUACGAACGAAUGGCACAAAGUGUGCGCUGUCGUCAGCAGGACCACUGCGGAAACACUGCCCAAGACUUUCGUCCAAUUGAACCCGAUGAAAGAACACAUAUAA
Molecule: messenger RNA, 3525 nt
Organism: Babesia ovata
Lineage: Eukaryota; Apicomplexa; Aconoidasida; Piroplasmida; Babesiidae
Product: peptidase M16 inactive domain-containing protein
Exons: 1
Coding region: 1-3525 (1174 amino acids)
Biological process (GO): protein processing
Molecular function (GO): metal ion binding
Source: RefSeq, a predicted model, not a curated record